Conger conger (European conger) is the source of this 5258-nucleotide messenger RNA. Its product is annotated as dnaJ homolog subfamily C member 7-like. The transcript is spliced from 14 exons. Gene Ontology annotation, molecular function: protein binding. Lineage: Eukaryota; Metazoa; Chordata; Actinopteri; Anguilliformes; Congridae. The record is from RefSeq and is a predicted model, not a curated record. Bases 97 to 1572 code for a protein of 491 amino acids.
GUCAACGUGAUUCCUGCGUAAUAACAGAAGCAACGCGGAGCUUGACCGAGUGCAGUGCGUCUUCUGCGCUUUUCCCUACCGCCUCCCGGCAGUAAAAUGGCGACUAUAGACGGUGAUGUACCCAUGGAGCCGGAGCUGGAAUCGAGUGACGAGGAGUUGGAAAGGGAAGCAGAAGGCUUCAAAGAACAAGGGAACGCCUUUUACAUUAACAAGGACUAUGCUGAAGCCUUCAACUACUACACAAAGGCCAUAGACGCAAGCCCUAAGAAUGCCAGUUACUAUGGCAACAGGGCCGCCACCCUGAUGAUGUUGACCCGGUACAGGGACGCUUUGGAGGACGUCCAGCAGGCAGUGCGGCUGGACGACACCUUCACAAAGGGCCACCUGAGGGAGGGCAAGUGCCACCUGUGUCUGGGGAAUGCCAUGGCUGCCAGCCGCUGCUUCCAGAGAGUUCUAGAGCUGGAGCCCGACAGCAGCCAGGCACAGCAAGAGCUGAAGAAUGCAGAAUCCAUUCUGGAAUUUGAGAGGAUGGCAGAGUUGGGCUUUGAAAAGAGGGACUUCAGAAUGGUGGUGUUCUGCAUGGACCGAGCCCUGCAGUCUGCCUCCGCCUGCCAUCGCUUCAAAAUCCUCAAGGCUGAGUGCCUGGCUCUGCUGGGACGCUAUGCUGAGGCUCAGUCUGUGGCCAGCGACAUCCUGCGGAUGGACUCGACGAAUGGCGACGCCCUGUACGUGCGCGGGCUGUGCCUGUACUACGAGGACUGCAUCGAGAAGGCGGUGCUGUUCUUCACCCAGGCGCUGCGCAUGGCCCCCGACCACGAGAAGGCCCGGCUGGCCUGCAGAGACGCCAAAGCACUGAAAGCCAAGAAGGAAGAAGGGAACCGAGCGUUUAAAGAGGGGAACUACGAGGAGGCCUACACGCUGUACUCCGAGGCGCUCACAAUAGACCCCAACAACAUCAAAACCAACGCCAAGCUGUACUGCAACAGAGGCACCGUGGGCUCUAAGUUGAAGAAACUGGAGCAGGCCAUUGAAGACUGCACCAAGGCCAUUCAGCUGGAUGACACCUACAUCAAAGCGUAUUUGCGGAGGGCGCAGUGUUACAUGGACACGGAGCAGUACGAGGAGGCCGUGCGGGACUACGAGAAGGUCUGCCAGACCGAGAAGACGAAAGAACACAAGCACCUGCUGAAGACGGCCCAGAUGGAGCUGAAGAAGAGUAAGCGGAAAGAUUACUACAAGAUCCUGGGGGUGGAGAAAACCGCCACGGAAGACGAGAUCAAGAAGGGCUACCGGAAACGCGCCCUCAUGCACCACCCAGACCGGCACAGCGCAGCCAGCGUGGAGGUGCAGAAGGAGGAGGAGAAGAAGUUUAAGGAAGUGGGCGAGGCGUUCACCGUGCUCUCCGACCCCAAGAAGAGGUCCCGGUACGACAGUGGCCAGGACCUGGAGGAGGACGGCAUGAACAUGGGAGAUUUCGAUGCCAACAACAUUUUCAAGGCAUUCUUCGGAGGCCCAGGGGGUUUCAGCUUUGAAGCAUCCGGACCCGGGAACUUCUUUUUCCAGUUUGGUUAAGGUGGAUGGUGCCGACGUCCCCCUCCCGCCCCUCCGUUAAUAAUCUCCCCCCUCCCUCCCUCUCAGUCCGUCACCCCGCCCCGCCGAACCGGAGACAUCUCCGCCCACACGCCGCCCGCCCUGGAGCACGAGGGGAAAGAGGCGCGUGCCACUUCCUGUUCGCAAUCCCGCUUAGGCUUAGGGUUCUCAAUGGACCAGGCACAACAUCUCAUUCGCAUACGUUUCCACGGGGACCGGGCCUUUAGAUUUGAGCCCUCGGAAAUAAACUGAAAAGCUCAUGAAAUGAGGAACAAGAAUGCCGAAAAAUUUGAAAGCCCGUAGCGCUAUAAAUACGUAGCAAAGCUACUUCGGUUCGUUUUUGGCUUCGCAAGCGGCAUGGCGGAUUCGAAAUGUACGAAGCCGACCGGGAGUUUCAAAGUACAGUUUGGUGCUGUAGUUGUCAUGGUGGGGUGGAGGGGUAUGAAAUUCAAAUUAAGCUCAAGACAAAUACAUUUCCUCGCUAUAUUGACAGAAUUAUUCACAAAGCAUGCAGUUUCCUGUAGGGUUUUAUAGCGGGCUGCAUCCUGAACCAAAUCCGACGGGGCCCAAAGGCAUGCUGUGAUAGGCCGGGUAUUGGGUGUAUGUUUAUCUUGUGUGACGUCGAGUCGGAAGUCCUCGCUACACUUCCGCCAACGAUCGACUUCACAAAAAUAGCGCAAAGCUUCCAGUUUUUCUGGUGUACCAUUAUGCUCAACUAGCAAAUUCAAACUUAUUACCGCCACAAUUAGGACAAACUACAGUAAAGCUAGCUGGCUAGCCUGUUCUGGUCAAUACGAACAUUAAAAUCUAAAUUAUUCCUCUGUUUUACAAGCGUACUUCAUGCUAAAAAAUACUGGGAAGAAAGAGGACAAUGCUCCUGCCCUGCUUGUUGCAAGGUGCAAGCGACAAGCUUAAUGUCACGUUUAACAGAAGGGAAAAAACUUGUUUAAAAAAAAAAAAGCAUUUCAACAUGCUAACAUGCAUAAUGGUACUCUACAAAAACUUUGCUCUGAGCCGUUGCUGUCAAUGGAUGCUAACGGCUGCUGGAAAUGUCGCUCCCCGAUUGCCCCAUCACAGCAAGGUUUCCUGCGAGAAACACUGCAUUGUUCUGUAUUGUGCUGUAUGUUGUUGUUGCCUUGUUAUUUACUCUAUCGGCCUCUGCCGAGUUCGGGCUCAGAUUUUGGCGAGUGCUCGUCAGGCUGGUUCGGGUCGGGCCGUAAAGACGCCGGGCCUAAGCGGGCUCGGAACUCAUUUCUAACCCUUUAUAGUUCAUUCCAAUCGCUUAUUUUCGCUCGGUGCGUAUCUUCCUCCUGUCCUUUCCUCGCUCCUUAGCUCUGCCCAGCGGAGGAUGAGAUGAGAAUGGAGGAAUCGAGGCGGGAAAGGUCCUCGCUUGGUCAAGUGGCACUUUAAAGCAACAUCGGUUACAGCCGUGACAGAUGUAGAGAGGUGGAUCCUCAGCAUCAACUUCAACUUCUAUUGUACGUUCCAAAAAAAGACUUCAAAAGGCUGCACUCAUGUAUCCUCUUAACAGCGUCAGUGCUCCUCCUAGGAGCGUUUAACGGAUUGCUAGUCCCUUAAAGUUGACGGACCUUGAUUUAAUUUCCAAUUCAUGUGAAAAAAUGACCUGGAAAUUCAAUACAGGGAUACGAUAAAAUAAGUGAUUGGAAUGAACCCGUAGUGCAGUGGUCCUAACCCCUGGUCCUGGAGAGCCGCAGGGUGUGCUGGCUUUUGUUGUUACUCGGUUACUCUCUUUAAUUGAUCAAUUAAAGCAGUUAAUUACACAGCUACUCACCUGGUUUCUUGGGUCUGAAUUGGUUGCUGAUAUUAAGGUGAAAACAAAAACCUCCAGGACCUGGAGUGAGGACCACUGUUCUAGCUACACUGUGGUGUCUCAAGUGCUACCGGGUAGAAGUAGGUCAUCAAAGACGAGGAGCAGCAGGCGGCUGUAGCCGGCUGCUUGGGGUAAUCCUUUGUGGCCACAGUCUUCUGCCAUGUUUUAGGAAGCCGUGCUGUGUGUUUUCCACUGGGUGAGGACAGAGAACGAGCAUUAAAACUGCAUGCAGGAGACCGCUGUCUGUUUGGCAACACCUUCCGUCUCGCAGCAAACCUCGCCAUUAUCUAUCAUGUACUCCUGAGCAAUUGUGGUAAUCCAGGUGGUUGGAACAAAAUGGAGGACUUUCACCAUCUGAACCUGGAUUUUCCCCCUCUGCUCCUCGCUACAUUGUACACUCUCCUGGAAUGUAAGUGUUUAUUUGUAUUGAAAGAGACUUUUAUUUUGCUUGUUUUUAUGUUUGUUAUAGAUAUAUAAUUAUUGUAAAUUCACGCCGUAAUACUCUCACCCAGGGAACGUGGAUGCUCUUGUCCUUCAAAUAUUAUUUAUUUUUUUGGGGGGUGUGGGGCGGGCAUGGCUGAUGGAAAAUGCUGAUCCCCGUUCUGAAACCCCUCAGAAAAGGGGGAAAAUAAAGUGCAGCCCCAGUCUAAUCAUGGACCUGCUACAGUGCAAAAAAAGAAAGAAAAAGAAAAAAACAAAACAAGAAGUCCGAAGUGUCUCUGGUCUUUAAUUGCGGUUACGUGUCUUGUGUUGUCGUCGGUCUGGCCUUGGGGUGGUUAAUUUAGUCAUGAGUUUGGUUCUGUGCAUUACCCCUACUUCCUCCCUGCCUUUUUUGCUUGGCAUGGCUCAAAGUGCGAGCCUGGCUCUGAAGAUGGCCGUCUCCAGCGGUGCCUUGUGUUUCACAGGGGUUCCUGAGAGAACUGCGCUGUGGAAGAUUCACAGGAAUAUGAACAAAUACGCAGCGUCUAAAACUGCCAACAAACACCCAAAGGGCUCUUAUGUUGAUGAUCCAGACUCUUGUACAAAUCGUUUUAAAAUUAGUAUUGAUGAAUUGGCACAUCAUCAUUUUCAAAACAAGAUUUGUUGGGACUGUUGUGUUCACUUUGUAGUGGCUUAUUAUAUAGCCGUGUCAGCCACUUAAACUUUCACAUUCUAUUUCUGUGUACUUGGGUGUUAAAUUCAAUUCAAUUGCAGCAACAGUCCAAUGUAAUUCACUGUUUUGACUGUUGCGGUGUGAGUCGGGAUUGUCAAAAUAAGAGUCCCUCGGGCUCCCAGUCAAACUCCUGCUUCAUCUCGUUUGGCCCAAGCCCCUCCUACUGCAAAUCUGAAAUUGUGGCUGUGCACUGGCCUAAGCCCCUCCCACUGCAAAUCUGACAUUGUGGUUGUGCACUGGCCUAAGCCCCUCCCACUGCAAAUCUGACAUUGUGGCUGUGCUCUGGCCUAAGCCCCUCCCACUGCAAAUCUGACAUUGUGGCUGUGCUCUGGCCUAAGCCCUUCCCACUGCAAAUCUGACAUUGUGGCUGUGCACUGGGCCCGACUGAGGAGAGGGGAGGCCAUUUUAAUGUUGUCCUGUCACCACCUAGUACUGUACUAUACUCGCAGUGGCACUGUUGAAAAGGUGUUUCAUCAGGUAUACUGUUUGCGGUCUUACAGGAUUAUAUUAUUAUACGAGGCGAGGGAAAGAAUGCAAAGAGAAUGUGAACAUAAACCCUGUACUCAGCUGAUGUACCAUGAAUCAAAUAACUUUUGUAAUGAACAUAUUCCUGAAGUAAUAUAACGGAUGCUCCAAAGUCCCAUUUUGUUGUUUUGGUUAUGCAAAUUAAAGAUUCAUCUUUUA